AUGCCUAACCAAAUUUGUCAAGCUUUUCCUCCCGCGCCAAAAUUUACAGAGGCAUCAGUCCCCGACCUCAUAUCAAAAGUUUACAUCGUCACUGGUGCCUCAGCAGGCGUGGGCAAAGAGCUUUCACGACUCUUGUAUAGCCGUAACGGCACGGUUUACGUUGCGGCGCGUUCAGCAGAAAAAGCCAACGCCGCGAUAGCUUGGAUCAAGGAGAGCCACCCAACUUCAACUGGUCAGCUGCAUUUCCUUCAGCUAGACCUGAAUGAUUUACGAGGAAUCAAGUCUUCUGCUGAGGAGUUUCUAAGCAAAGAAAUCAGACUAGAUGUGCUUUUCAAUAAUGCGGGCGUCAUGAUGCCCCCUCAGGGCAGCAAGACAGAGCAAGGAUAUGAAUUGCAACUGGGCACAAAUUGUGUAGCGCCUUUCUUAUUCACGAAGCUUCUUACUCCGAUUCUCGUGAGAACCGCCAUAUCAAGUCCGGCUGGGAGUGUGAGAGUGAUUUGGGUGUCCUCGAGCGCAGCGGAGGUGGUUGCACCGCGGGGUGGAGUUGAUUUGGACAACCUACAUUUCCACAAGGACCAGGAGGCAACAACAAAAUACCGCAUCAGUAAAGGAGGCAACGUAUUACAUGCGAUUGAAUACCAAAGACGAUAUAAGGGAGAGGGGGUGAUUAGCACGGCACUUCAUCCAGGCCUCCUUAAAUCAGAUUUGGGGCGACAUGCAGGGUCCUUGUUAAAUGUCAUGUCCAGGCCGUUCCAACAUGCACCGGUGUAUGGCGCCUACACGGAGCUUUUCGCAGGACUGGCACCUGAAGCUAGGAACCCCAAGGAGGGAGAGUGGGUCAUCCCCUGGGGGAGAAUCGCAGAGAUCCGGAAGGACUUUGUGACCGAAGGCAAGGCAGGCCCUUUCUGGGAGUGGAGCGAGAAGCAGGUAGAGAUGUAUGCAUAG
This is a messenger RNA of Exserohilum turcica Et28A, 945 nucleotides long. RefSeq lists its product as uncharacterized. The transcript has 2 exons. The record is from RefSeq and is a predicted model, not a curated record. NCBI's taxonomy places the organism in Eukaryota, Fungi, Ascomycota, Dothideomycetes, Pleosporales, Pleosporaceae. Bases 1 to 945 code for a protein of 314 amino acids.